Messenger RNA from Babesia bovis T2Bo, 1119 nucleotides. Its product is annotated as branched-chain alpha-keto acid dehydrogenase family protein. Lineage: Eukaryota; Apicomplexa; Aconoidasida; Piroplasmida; Babesiidae. The coding region runs from base 28 to 1074 and encodes 348 amino acids. Gene Ontology annotation, biological process: response to nutrient; branched-chain amino acid catabolic process. The record is from RefSeq and is a predicted model, not a curated record. Gene Ontology annotation, molecular function: catalytic activity. The transcript is spliced from 3 exons.
CACAUCCAGUCACAUUAAAUUGGCAAAAUGAUGCGACGUUUUUUGAGAAGGGUUCCCCAAAUUGGGAGGUCAUUUUCUACGGCGUCUUCCGGUGCCACCAAGCAGAUGAACAUGUGCACAGCGAUCAAUGAUGCCCUCCACAUUGCUAUGGCAGAAGAUCCCACAACCACCAUUUUCGGAGAAGAUGUAGCCUUCGGAGGCGUCUUUAGGUGCUCUGUAGGGCUUUUGGAACGCUUUGGUGAAGAUCGUGUGUUUAACGCGCCUAUCUGUGAGCAGGGAAUCGUCGGAUUCGGUAUUGGUAUGGCAGCAUUGGGAGCUAAUGCUAUAGCUGAGAUACAAUUCGCCGAUUACAUAUUCCCUGCGUUCGACCAAAUUGUUAAUGAAGCUGCCAAGUUCAGGUACCGAUCUGGCGGUAGCUGGGAUGUAGGAAAACUCACUAUCCGAUCAACCUGGGGAGCUGUUGGACAUGGUGGGCUGUACCACUCACAGUCCCCGGAAUCACAAUUCGCACAUGCCGCAGGACUCAAAAUAGUUGUGCCAAGAAGCGCUUACCAGGCAAAAGGUCUGCUGUUGAAAUCUAUCAGGGACCCUAACCCGGUAAUCUUUUUCGAGCCCAAGGCACUGUACAGGGCUGCCGUAGGCGAUGUACCAGAAGGCGACUACGAACUGGAACUAUCUAAGGCCGAUGUAGUGAAGGAGGGUAAAGAUGUAACCAUGGUUGGAUAUGGUAGUUCAGUAAAUUUGAUGCUAAAGGCAGCUGAACUUGCGAAAGAGCAACUUGAUGUUGAUGUGGAGGUCAUCGACCUGCAGACUAUCCUGCCAUGGGAUGUUGAAACCCUGGACAAGUCAGUAUCCAAAACGGGAAGGCUGAUAAUCACUCAUGAGGCGCCUAAAACACUUGGAAUGGGCUCGGAAAUUGCAGCUACCAUGGCUGAAAGGCACUUCUUCAAAUUAGAAGCACCCAUUGAGCGCGUCUGUGGAUACGAUACGCCGUUCCCAUUGGCCUUUGAAAAAUUCUACCUACCCGAUCAAUUCAAAUUGCUGGAAGCCAUCAGGCGAGUAUGCCAAGUAUAACAUAUCCAACAUAAAACAUUGUACUGUGUAAAUAUAAUUAGUAUU